This is a messenger RNA of Mesorhabditis spiculigera, 249 nucleotides long. The record is from the annotation of a GenBank genome assembly. NCBI's taxonomy places the organism in Eukaryota, Metazoa, Nematoda, Chromadorea, Rhabditida, Rhabditidae.
AUGGCAAUUACAAGACAAGAUACCCAGAGAUCUCAUGGAUCCUCCUCCAAAAGAUCUCUUGUCUCCUAUGAUUUCGAUGAGGAUGAGGAAAUCGGCCGUCCAAUAAAUUGUUCAUGGCUGCCAUGUUGUAUGGAUGAUGAGCAAGCCGAGUCUUUUGGCCACCACGUCUCAGUGUUUAUGGUAGCCCUCGUCGCUUUUGCCACCUUUUUCUGCGUGACGCUCAUUUUGAUUCUUGUCUUUAUGCUUGGA